AUGGCUAAGCUGAAAGCUGAAUUAGCCCGGAUGAUAGCAGAGAAUGAGAAAUUGAAGGGUGCACAAUUGGUGACCCUAGAGAAGAAAGCUGAUGAAAGGCCAUCCAGUUCUUCCAGGGAUGAGCUUAAAGAUGAAAUUCAUGAGUUGACUGUCGAGAUGAGAUCUAACCAUGCUCUGUACAUGGCCAAAUUUGAUGAUAUCGACAGUAAACUGGAUCAACUCCUCAGGAACUCAAAGUCAGAUGUUGAUACCUCCAAAGAGGAUCCCUCAACUAAGGGGGAGAAUAGAAGAGAUAGAGGAGGUGGAGACAAAGGUGACACGGAUGACCGGGGCAAUAGUUCGAAUCAAAGUAACAAAGGGAAUACUUCUGAAUCUGCUCCUGACAAUUCUGAAAAGUCAAAAGAGGAAGAAGGCAAAUUUGAGGAGAGCUAUCUGUUUCAAGAUGAAGAACCUGUUGACUUGGAACAUGAAGAAAAUGUCCGGAAGUUUAAAGCUGAGAAUGAAGCUAGAAAGCUGAAGAAAGAGACUACUGUUAGCGAGGACCCACAGACUAGCCAGCAAGCUAAGGUAUAA
This is a messenger RNA of Daucus carota subsp. sativus, 573 nucleotides long. RefSeq lists its product as uncharacterized. NCBI's taxonomy places the organism in Eukaryota, Viridiplantae, Streptophyta, Magnoliopsida, Apiales, Apiaceae. The record is from RefSeq and is a predicted model, not a curated record. The transcript has 3 exons. Bases 1 to 573 code for a protein of 190 amino acids.